AAUUGCAGUGCUUGGGAGAAGGGAAAGAAUAUACUGCAAAGUGCAAACUAUUUUCAACUCAUGGUAGAGAGAGAGAGAGAGAGAGAAGUGUCGCGUGGAGAAUUUUGGAGGAACAGUUUUAAAUUAAUGGCCGAGAUGUGCUUCUGUAAGACAGAGAGAGAAAGAGAGAGAGAUUUUAACAGUUUUAAAGAAGUGGCCCAUACGUGUGCGUGAGAGAUGGAUAGAGAGAGAGGGAGGAACAGCUUUUAACAUCAUAUAAAAAAAAUAAAGAAACUAAUGGCAAGAAGGCAACUUGAAAUUGGGUGCUCUAAAUUAGGGCACUUGAAUCAUUGAUCAGUUAUUUGAUGGUCUGCUCCAAUUAUAUAUAGUAAGAAUUAAGCUUUUCCAUUUUUUUUUGACUCCCCAUGUUUUUUUUUUUCUGUUGAUUUGGGGAGGAUGAAAAUUGGUGCCCUUUGUUGAGGAUCAAAGGGAAAGUGUGGGGUGGGAAUGGGGGUGGAUUAUUACAACGUGCUGCAGGUGGAAAAGGAGGCCAACGAGGAAGAUGUGAAGAAGGCAUACAGGAGGCUGGCCAUGAAAUGGCACCCCGACAAGAAUCCCAACAACAAGAACGAAGCCGAAACCAAGUUCAAGCAGAUCUCUGAGGCAUAUGAAGUGUUGAGCGAUCCAGAGAAGAGAGCAGUGUACGACCAAUAUGGGGAGGAAGGGCUCAAGGGCCAGAUCCCGACUGCGGGCGCCGGCGGGCGCGGUGGAUCCGACGAUUCCGGCACCUUUGCCUUCAAUCCAAGAAAUGCAGAGGACAUAUUUGCUGAGUUCUUCGGCAGCAGCCCCUUCGACUUCAUGUCCGUCGGCCAUGGCUUCAGAUCAGCUCGUUAUGGCCCGGACUCCGGCUUGUUCAGAAGAGCUGAAGGAAUGUUCAGAUCGUUCUCCGAGAGCGGCACAUCUGCGAGCUGUGCGCCGUUGAGGAAACCGCCGCCGGUGGAGAGCAAACUGCCCUGCAGUCUGGAGGAACUCUACACAGGGUCCACAAGGAAGAUGAAGAUAUCCAGGAAGGUCUUUGAUAAGCUAUCAGGGAAGAUGGUUCCAGAACAGGAGGUGCUCACCAUUGAAGUGAAGCCUGGUUGGAAGAAGGGGACGAAGAUCACGUUCCCGGACAAGGGAAACGAGCAACCGAACCAGGCGGCUGCGGACCUCGUCUUCGUGAUCGACGAGAAGCCACACGCGGUGUUCAAGAGGGACGGCAACGAUCUUAGAGUGAGCCGCAGCGUCACGCUUGUUGAAGCUUUGACAGGAAGCACGGUGGUGGAGCUGACCACUCUGGACGGCCGGGAGCUGGCCGUUCCGGUGACGGACGUGAUCAGCCCCGGGUAUGAAUGGGUUGUUGCCGAAGAGGGGAUGCCUAUAACCAAGGAGCCAGGUCGGAAGGGUGAGCUGAGAAUCACGUUUGAUGUCAAGUUCCCGGCGAGGCUGACGCCUGAGCAGAAAGCUGGCAUGAAGAGAAUACUGGGAGGAUAAUCCAUCAGACUGGGUCCAAAUCUCUCGUAAAGAACAGUUUUCGUGGCUAGACCUGAUCGGCUGCAAACAUGUUGCCAGAAGGAUCCUACAUCGGUCAAUCUCAUCGGCCAUUAUUUCAUGAUGGGAGCCGUCAAAAUUACGCUAAUAAUGCUUACAAUUUCAGUAGUUUAUAAAAAAGGUAGUGAUUGAGACUAGUAUUUGUAUGGAAAAGUCAGUGUUGGCGAAUGAUUAAAAUGUAAAUUUUUGUCUCUAAAAUACUAUAAAUCGUCAA
Molecule: messenger RNA, 1783 nt
Organism: Nymphaea colorata (pocket water lily)
Lineage: Eukaryota; Viridiplantae; Streptophyta; Magnoliopsida; Nymphaeales; Nymphaeaceae
Exons: 3
Coding region: 487-1512 (341 amino acids)
Cellular component (GO): cytosol
Molecular function (GO): protein-folding chaperone binding
Source: RefSeq, a predicted model, not a curated record